AUGACCCAAGAAAUCAUCUUUUGGAAGCAUGCAAAUAAAUCAAGGUAUAUCUGUGUACAAAUUAAAGAAGUCUUUGAUUGGUGUUCGCUCUUUCUGUAGGUAUAUAAAUCCAACAAAACCCACAAACAAUUUCAACAAUCAAAUCAAAGUUUCAAGAAAAGCAAAGAAUUCGGCCAAGGAUCGGAGAGGUUGAAAUAAUAUAAUGGAUUCAAGGAAGUUUACACUACCUCUGAACUAUGAAGAUUUUGAUCCAGAUUUUGAUCAGGUACAAGAGCCUCAAGUUGACACUCUCCUCAUUUAUUUACCAGGUUUUAGGAAGGAGGAGAUAAGGGUUCAAUUAACCGGAACAGGAAUCCUGAAGAUCAGCGGUCAGCGGCGGCUCGAAGGCGACAAAUGGAAGCGGUUCUUGAAACAAUUCCAGGUUUCAUCCAACUGCGACACCCACCGGAUCAGUGCCAAAUUCGAAUCCGGCACUCUCUACAUAACACAGCCCAAACUCAUCAUCCCUGCAGCAGUGGAAAAACCCGCAGAUUCAGAAGAACAGAAAACGAAGGAAGCUGCAGAACCGAAAGGCGGAGAAUCGGAGGAUUCUGAAAGCGACACGACGGAAUCGGAGAACACUUCCGACAAGGAAGGCGUAGGCGCGGCUUCAAGAACGGAACCGGGUGAGGAUGAUUCUUCGGAUAAGAAAGCGGCGGAUGAUAAAAGGGCCGCCGUCGCUGGGAAAUCUGAUGGGGAGAAAAGUGGCGGCGACGGAAAAGCUGCAGUAAUGGAUGGUUACAGUGGCAAUGCGCAGCUUAAGAGGUCAAGAAAGAUGAUGAAUGUGGCUUUGGUGGUUCUGUUGGUUGUUGGUGUUGGGUUGUAUCUUAACAGCAAGAUGAGGUCUUCGUCGUCCAAUGAUGCUGCUGGAGAGCUGUGAAGAUUUACGUAAUAAUAAUUCAUAAUAUUAUCAGUGAUUAAAGUGUAUAUUGUUGAUCCAAUUGAAUGUGGUAUUUCUGUGUGUGUUCCAUGUUAUUGUAAAUAUAUAUAAUACUAAAUAUUAAUUAAUUGAUCUUGUAGAAAGUGGAAA
Molecule: messenger RNA, 1069 nt
Organism: Ipomoea nil (Japanese morning glory)
Lineage: Eukaryota; Viridiplantae; Streptophyta; Magnoliopsida; Solanales; Convolvulaceae
Product: inactive protein RESTRICTED TEV MOVEMENT 2-like
Exons: 2
Coding region: 203-919 (238 amino acids)
Source: RefSeq, a predicted model, not a curated record